Helianthus annuus (common sunflower) is the source of this 525-nucleotide messenger RNA. RefSeq lists its product as uncharacterized. The coding region runs from base 1 to 525 and encodes 174 amino acids. The record is from RefSeq and is a predicted model, not a curated record. The transcript has a single exon. NCBI's taxonomy places the organism in Eukaryota, Viridiplantae, Streptophyta, Magnoliopsida, Asterales, Asteraceae.
AUGGCUGAAUCAUCCGACAAACCUACACCCCUUCAUCCUGCAUACUCGGUUACGAAUAUUCAGACCAAGAUCCGGACAUUGGACGGAUCGAAAGUCACAUAUUCUUCCUGGGUUAAACUUUUUCGCCUUCACAUUGUUGCAUAUAAAGUUUCUGACCACAUAGACGGUGCAGACCCACCAGCCGAUACUUCUCCAGAUUAUGCACAAUGGAAAGAACUCGAUGCGUUGGUCCUUCAAUGGAUUUACAGCACAGUUUCAGAUGAUCUCCUGAAUCGUAUAUUGGAUACGAAUGCUACAAACAAAACGGUUUGGAAGAAGCUUGAAAAGAUUUUUUUGAGCAAUAAAAAGGUUCGCGCUGCGGCACUAGAGACAAAGUUUUGCAACCUCACCCUCACAGCCUGUACAUCGGUUGAAGAUUAUUGUCAGCGGUUGUCCAAUUUAGCUAAUCAGUUGUCUGAUGUUGAUCAGCCCGUUUCAGAUUCCCGACUCGUUCUACAGCUUGUUCGUGGACUUCCGGCUGAAUAG